AGCUAAAUAGGUGGAGGAUGACUGUGCCACCCAGCACUCAAGGGCAAGAUGGCAAGGGGACAGCCUCGGAGGAGCGAAGAGCAAUGGACAGCCUUGCAGAACAGAACAGAGUGCAAAACAAAGAUAAAACUCACAAGGUGUGGCAAGAUUACCCUGGGCAUCUUAACGGCGGUGCUUGCGGCAGUACUGAUUGGACUCAUUGCCUAUUUUGCCGCCUGUGGAAAAGACUCUUUCUACUACCAUGUCAGCUUUAAGGUUAACAACAUUGACUAUGACAGCAAAUUUGCAAAGCCAUAUUCUCAGGAAUACAUGGACCUAAAUAAAAGGAUAGUGUCUUUGAUGAAUGAAACAUUUCAUGAAUCAAAACUGAGAAAACAGUACGUCAAAGCUCACACUGUGCAAGUAAGCAAAGCCAAAGGGAAGGUGGUGAUACAUGCUGUGCUGAAGUUUAAAGCCUGUUAUAGAAAUAAUGUAGAAAAAUACUGGGAAAGCGUUGAAACCACUUUGUAUCAGAAACUCAAAGGCCAAACUGGAUUACUUAUAGACUCUUCCUCAUUUAAAUUUUCAGACAUUGCAAUGCCAAUAGCAGAAGAUCUUCUCAAUACAUGUUGUGGACGACGCACAAUUAUUCAUAGAGGUCACAAAGUAGCAGGAGGCCAGGAUGCUGAGGAAGGAGAAUGGCCCUGGCAAGCCAGCCUUCAACAGAACAGUGUCCACCGAUGUGGAGCUACUCUGAUCAGUAACUACUGGCUUAUCACUGCUGCUCACUGUUUCAUACGGGCUGCAAACCCCAAAGACUGGAAAGUUAGCUUUGGGUUUCUUCUAAGUAAACCACAAGCACCACGAGCUGUCAAGAAUAUUAUAAUCCACGAGAACUACAGUUACCCUGCACAUGAUAAUGACAUAGCUGUUGUGCGUCUGUCUUCGCCAGUAUUGUAUGAAAGCAACAUCCGAAGGGCUUGUCUACCAGAAGCUACUCAGAAGUUCCCACCCAACUCAGAUGUAGUGGUCACUGGGUGGGGAACGUUAAAAUCGGAUGGAGACAGUCCUAAUAUUCUCCAGAAAGGAAAAGUGAAGAUUAUAGACAAUAAGACCUGUAAUAGUGGAAAGGCAUAUGGUGGCAUGAUCACACCUGGAAUGAUGUGUGCUGGGUUCCUGAAGGGACGUGUUGAUGCCUGCCAGGGUGAUUCUGGUGGACCAUUGGUUAGUGAAGAUUCUAAGGGCAUCUGGUUCCUCGCUGGUAUUGUAAGCUGGGGCGAUGAAUGUGCACUUCCAAACAAGCCUGGUGUCUACACUCGGGUGACAUACUAUCGAGACUGGAUCACAUCCAAAACUGGUCUCUAGUGUGGUUGUUCUUUGUAGAUUCAAGCUCAGUGGUUGCAUAUCUGUUAAAUAUGUUUGUAAUCCCAAAACCACAUUUUCUUAGAUAUUUCUCCUCUUCUACACAUUUAAAUAUAAAAUUUAACAGCAUGAAACUUUAGAUUUAAGAUGUUUAUUAAAGUUUGGCAUAUCUUUAGUGAGAUUAUGAACCAAAAUAUAUAAUUUUCUCCUUUACCAUUUUGAGGAUAAGUAUAAUUAUUAAAGUGAAUAUGGUUUGGUUUAUUAAUAAAAUACUCUCUGCUACCUUGGUGAGGCAGAUAUUUGGGUAAUAUAUCACAUGAGCAUUAGUUAUACAUGAUUCAAAUUGUAUAAGCCCUCUUCUACCGACCAGUUCAUGGAUUCUCCAGAAUCAAUGUGUUUGAGGACAGAGUCCAGAACAUUAUAGUAACACUGCCCAUAAGAGUUACUGGAGAAAUAUUUAUCUAUUUUCUUUCUGGUCUCUGUGUCAAACCUAAUUCUUCCAAUUUUUCCUCGUCUUAAGUGAUAGAAAUCAAAAUAAUAAUCCACAGAUGUAUUAAUAGACCACAGUGUUUACUGACUUUCCUUUCUCUCUUGACUGUGAAACUGAAGUCAGAAGGUGGUUCUCUUGCAACAGUAGCAUUAUCCAUGGGCGUAUUAGGUUUUUUUUUUUAAUAGGUAGCUUUAAUUCAUAAUGCAAAUAAAGCCACAUUGUUUGUAUUCCAACUCUUAAAAUGUCUCAAUAUUACAAAUUAGCAACUAGAUAAACAAUAUGAAAAAUUGUUCUCAUGUCACUCUGACUUCGCCCAUACAAAAACAUUCUAGUGGAGGGUACAGGUGUCUGAAACUGCACAGUGAUGUCAAUUCUGCUGCUCAGUUGACAUUGCUCCAAAACCUUAUCUAAUCCAACUGCUUUCUCAGACUAAAGUUCAUCACUGUCUCUAUAGGACUUCAUAUUUCUCUGCUUCAUCACUAACAAUAUACAGCUACCUCCAUAACCAUCAUGACAAACAUUAAUAACAUUCGCUAAUAUUUACAGGUUCUUAUUCAUGGUAGGCAAUAUACAUAAUUAAAAUCAAUGGACAACUCCAAGAAAAUGGUCUCCCUGGUAUUUCAAUUUUGUAGAUGAGCUUACUAAAGUAUAGAGAAGGCCAGCAGUCUUCUGAAGAUCAAAGAGCCUCUAAUUGACUGAGAUCCAAAUCAUACAGCUCUAUUUCAGAGCUUACAAUUUUAACAGAUUGUUAUGAUACAGGAUAUUGUUAGGGCCUAAAUAUUUCUUUUUUUAAUUAGGUAUUUUCUUCAUUUACAUUUCCAAUGCUAUCCCAAAAGUCCCCCCAUGCCCUCCCCCCACCCACUCCCACUUCUUGGCCCUGGCGUUCCCCUGUACUGAGGCAUAUAAAGUUUGCAAGACCAAUGGGCCUAAAAUAAAUUAACAAACAUAACUAGGUAAAGAAAAUAUUAUUUUCUGGUAGUUUAACCAGACUAGGCCUCUCGCAUCAUGUUCUAAAAUGUAGAAUUUAUCAGAAACAUUAUGGAUUAAUUGUUAGGUGCAUUAUAUGGAUGCUUUUAUAACAUUCAACUCAUCUUGUUAUAUAUCCCUAAGAAUUAAUAUUUUUAUUAUUUGUAUUUUAGAAAAUAGAUAUAAACAAAAUAAAAGUACGUGCACAUUGGUUAAGACUGACCUAACAUGGGCCAGACAUGACUCUGGCCAUGGAAGAAGUGGGGCUUUGGUUGACAACCCCUCAAAUUAAAUAGGGGUAGAUUCAAAAAAUUAAAGAGUUAUUUAUUACCUCAUGUAAAAUCUGCUAUGUUCUGAAUAGUUAGAAUAGUAUUCAGUCGUAUAAUAUAAUAAAGACUGUAUUGUGUUUAUUGAUAUUAACUUUUAAAUUACAGAUUCUAUGUGCCAUAUGUAUUUUGUUCUAUUAGAAAAAAAUUAAUACACACUAAUGACUUAAACCACCAAUACUCUCCUUCACUUAAUUUCUUUAUAUAUGCUGAAUAUGGACUGCCUCCAUUAGAAAAGUAUAAAAUACUUUUAUUUUGAUUCAGAAAAUGCUUUCAUGUGAAGACAUAUAUUGUCAGAUACAUUCAAAUAAAGAUGAUUAAAUGACCCCAUCUACAGGUUGAUACACUGUAUAAUAAUAAAAUCCCUUUCUUCAAUUUAAGUAAAAACAGUAAUAAUGGUUUCUCUCCAUCUGGGCACCAAGGUCAUAAUUACUGGGUUUUCCAUCAGAUAUAGGUAUUUCUCCUAUAAAAAAAAAUAUCUCUCAAGGUCCCAUGAUUUGAACACAUGUAAAGAAAUUAAGGUGGAAUUUUCACAAAAGCUAGCUCUACUGUAAAGAAUUAUACAUGCUAUCUGAAACUGUAAAACCUCUGAAUUUCCAUACAGGGAUAAGACAAAAACUCCUUGACACAAGUUUGGCAAUGAUUUUUAUGAGUAUGAGACCAAAAUCUCAUACAACAUGGAAUAAUAAAAUAAACAUUAAAACUACAUAAACUAAAAAGUUUCUGCACAUCAGUCAACAAAACGAAAACGCAUCCUAGAAGUUGAGAGAAAGCAUGCUGUAAACCUUAUAUCUGACAAACACCCCAAAUACACAAGAAAACAAGCUGCUCCACACCAGAAGAAACAAGAACCAACAAACUGAUUUUAAAAAUGCGUGAAUGUCUUAAACAUUUUUCCCCCAGAGAAGAUAUAGAAAUGGCCAACACGUCUACAAACAGGGUCUCAACUUCAAUCAUCAUCAGAGAAAGGUUCAUUAAACUGCAGCACUAUCACCUCAUGCUUGUUAGGACAAGUGAAAGGAAGAGGACUGUUAAUAAGAAUCUAAACUUGGAGCUGAAGAGAUGGCUGAGCGGUUAAGAGCACUGACUGCUCUUCCCAAGGUCCUGAGUUCAAUUCCCAGCAACAAUAUAGUGGCUCGCAACCAUCUGUAAUGGGAUCUGAUGCUCUCUUCUCGUGUGUCUGAAGACAGUUACAGUGUACUCACGUAUAUAAAAUAAAAAUAAAAAUCUUU
Molecule: messenger RNA, 4355 nt
Organism: Mus musculus (house mouse)
Lineage: Eukaryota; Metazoa; Chordata; Mammalia; Rodentia; Muridae
Gene: Tmprss11c
Product: transmembrane protease, serine 11c
Exons: 10
Coding region: 49-1344 (431 amino acids)
Biological process (GO): proteolysis
Cellular component (GO): perikaryon; plasma membrane; dendrite
Molecular function (GO): serine-type endopeptidase activity
Source: RefSeq, marked validated